AUGGAGGCUCCCCUGGCCAGCGCUGGAGGGCGCCAACGGACAGCGGCCGGCGCCGAGCUCACCGGCACGCAGGUAGCUGUGAUGAAACCUAUGGAGGUGCGAUGGCGUGAAGUUACAUCGUACACGGUGACGCGCCAGCCCGACGUGAACGAGGGCAGGCAGGGUGGGCAUCGAACGCACGCUCCUCUGUGGCUGUCAGGACCCCGGCGGCGUCUGCAAACAGUUCGGCAAGGCACAGCGCGGGGCGUCCCUGCAGUGUGUGUCGGUCAGCGCUGGAGUGCGCCUCCAGCCGGCCUCCAGGCGGCAGCGUCCAGCUGUGGAAACAGUGCCGUCCGGCCUCGAGCUCCGGACCCCAGCAACUGGCUGACGUCCCUUCGGUCACAGAAGCCACGGUCGGGGGCGGACGUGGAAGACGGCGGCGAGCGCGCGCUGGCGGGUCACGUGCGCUACCUGCGGGUGGCCGGGCUGUGGCCGCGCGGCCGGGGGCCCGCCUACGCGCUGUACGCGGCGCUCGUGCAGCUGAGCGCCGUCGCGUACGUCGCCGUCGGCGUCGCCAGCGUGCGCAGCGCCCGAGGCGACGUGGACGCCAUAUCGCACACGCUCAUGCACACGCUCGAGGUGGUCUCCGGGCUGCUGAAGGCGGGGCUGUUCUUCCGCAAGAGGCGCUCGUUCUACCGGCUGGUGCGGGACCUGGAAGGGAUGGCGUCGGCCGACUGGGACGUGGCGGAGCUGCGGUGGGCGCGGCGGCGCGCGCGCCGCAUGACGGCGUGGCUGAGCGCCUACAUCUACGCGCUGAUCCUGCUGUGGCUGCCGGCGCCGCUGCUGGCGGCCGGCGACCAGAGGCUGCUGCCCGUGGUGCAGCUGCACGGCGUCGACUGGGCGCGCCGGCCCGCCGCCUACGGCGCGCUCUACGCGCUGCAGUGCGCCGUGCUGCUCACGCAGGUGCCCGUCGUCAUCGGCCUCGACUGCUUCUUCGUGGCGGCCAUGCUGCACGCCGGCGCUCUGCUGCAGCUGUUCCUGCGCGACCUGGAGGCUGCGGUCAGCGCCAUGCUGCUGGUCCAGCUGUCCGUCAUUAUGGUCGGGCUCUGCAUGACUCUCUACCAGCAGACGCAGAUCAAGGACGCGCUGACGGCCCUGCAGUACGCGCUGAUCCUGCCGUUCUACACGGCCCAGCUCUACUUCUACUGCUGGACGGCUGACUUCAUCGCGCAGCAGGGCGAGGCGCUGUCCGUGGCGGCGUACAGCAGCCGCUGGGUGGGCGCCGGCGCAGCCUUCCAGAGGGCGCUGUCGGUGGUCAUGGCGCGCGCGCACCGGCCGCUGCUCGUCACGGCCGGCCGCCUCUACCCCGUCAACACGGCGGCCUUCGUCGCGCUGAUGAAGGCCUCCUACUCGUACUACACGCUGCUGAGGCAGCUGGACAGCCACUGA
Molecule: messenger RNA, 1428 nt
Organism: Schistocerca americana (American grasshopper)
Lineage: Eukaryota; Metazoa; Arthropoda; Insecta; Orthoptera; Acrididae
Product: odorant receptor 43a-like
Exons: 7
Coding region: 1-1428 (475 amino acids)
Biological process (GO): detection of chemical stimulus involved in sensory perception of smell; sensory perception of smell
Cellular component (GO): plasma membrane
Molecular function (GO): odorant binding; olfactory receptor activity
Source: RefSeq, a predicted model, not a curated record